AAGCAAGUGAGGCUAACUAAGCCCGACGGGUUCGAGGUGCCAUAUCCACCUUUCACUUCCAUCCCAUUUUCGGCCCAUGUGUGACUCAACGCGCCGGGACGGAUCAGCCUGUCCAUGAAACGGCUCCUUCGGUCGCCCCCCACGGGCCUCAACUGCCCAUAGGUCUUCCUGGGUGGGGGCGAUCCCGUGGCCAUGGGCGAGCAAGCAAACCAGCUGCUCAGCUCGUCUCAACUGCAACCUCCCUCGAAAAAAAAUGAAAAAUUACCCAUCAUUUUUUAUGUGGACCUUACAAGUUAUGCACGGGCUGCGGACAUCUCAGCACUCGGAGAACAUGGUAUUCUGGCAGUUACUUUCUCCAACAUUGCUGACUUUUUCCAUAAACUGGGCCUAUUUAGUCUUGGUGACUUCUCAAGAUCUCUUGAAUAUAGACUGACAAAGUUCUUGCAAAAUGAAGGAAACUCACAGCCCCCAGGUGCAAUUUUGCCAUGCCAGACAACUUGCAAAGACACAUCCAAAAGUAGACCAGUCGUCCUUUAUAUACACUUUGGAAAGAAAGUCGCACUUGCACAAGAAGCCCCGCCUCCUAAAAGAAAGAAUUCUCUGAAGAAGUUCGUCGCAACCCUAUUUCACACUACCUGGCAUCAUUUUCUGGAUCUUCUACAUACACCGUUUCUGUUCCAAGAAAAAGAGUUUGCUAGGCUUCUGUACAUGCUAAGAAGAGGACAGAUUAAAGACGUAAAACUUCAGCUUUGGCAAGACGUUCCUUUAACUCAUAAACAAAGAGAAAUCCUUUUGUCUUUAGCAAUCACUGGGGGCUACACAAAUUGUGUCGAGUUUCUCCUGCAGAAGAAAAUCUAUGUCUCAGAUACCCAUUUCAAACUGGCUGCAAGAUACGGGCGAGUUCACACAGCAAGGUUGUUACUGAAGAAGAAAUGGAACGUUAAUGUACUUCGACUUGAAGCCGAGUACUAUGGAAAUAUUGCCAUUGUGCAACUGGUCACUAAACUCCCUUCCAAAAGUAGUUUCCAAGACAAAUGGAACAAAAUUGAAGCCAACUACAAUGAAGAAUGGCGGAGAGUCACCAGUGAUAUCUUGAAGAUUAAAGAUGUCCAGCCUUUGCGCGAAUUCAUCGUAAACAACAUAAACUUCAUCCACUACCAGGACCACAAAGGAUUUACACCUCUCCACGUGGCGGCUGAACAAGGUCACGAGCUCUGUGUGAGGGAGCUCCUGGAACACGGCGCCUUGCCCAAUGCACGCACUACUGACCUCAAGACCCCAGCUGACCUCGCAAACUCCCGGGGCCACUGGAGAAUAGCAAAGAUCAUAGAGAGAAAGAUCCAAGUCAAGGACAGUGGAAAGCAGAGUCGUAAAGACGUGUCCAAACGAUACUUCCGUCUUCUGGAGGCAAUUUCCAAGGGCGGGAAAAUCUUUGCAAAUGAUAUAGAAGACAAGGCAGCAAAAGUCGAGCUGGUGAAGACUGUGACAUCACUGCUUGCAACCGGAACUCCUCUCGAAUUUAGUGGACCCUUUACCAACAGUGCUCUCCUGCUCGCCAUUUCCACCAACAGAACACCGCUUCUUCCCCUGCUCUUGGCUGCAGGGGCUCCUCUCACUGCUACCACCUCCGGUCUCGGACCCCUCCAGCUGGCAUUGAUCACUCCAGGGGUAACACCUUGGGUCGGUGUGGUGGUGGCAAGGGCUAUCCGGCAUAAACUCAAAGUUGAAAUGGACUUUGCUCCUGAAAAUUCCAUGGACCAGAUGUUAAAGUCAGGCAUAAGUAAUCUGUUACAACAUCUGGAAGGAAAGGAACCCUGGAAAGCAAAGUUCAAUAGUACAAAGAACAACCCUGAACAUCUUACCCAGUUGCUGGUUACAGCCUGCAAGCGGGGAGCCACUACUUCUGCCUGGUGGGUGUGGCAAGCAGGUGGCAACCCUGUCUCGUCCGUCGCCUCCACCUCAGCCCUCCAUGCAGCACUUAACCCUGAGCGGCCUCACUUGGAUACGGCGAGGACGCUUAUCCUCCACAUGGGGUGCAAUCCUUUCCUGCCAGGUGAAGAUGGUUCACUCCUCUUCAACAACAUGCCGUUGGAGUUUCGGAAGCAACUACUGCAGGAUUCCCUUGCAAGAGAGUACCGGUGCCUGUACAUGGAGAUGGCAAGGGCACGACGCCACAGAAACAGAAAAAAAAUCAUAGAUCUCCAGCGCCUUGCAGUUCUGCAGAUUCUCCUUUACAUUCAGUACGAAAUGCACAGCGAAGAAGCAUCUUACCCUUUCCUGCAAGACCUGUUGACAUGUAGCGAGUUGGAACUAACAGGGAAUCAAGAGGAAGAAUUACAUGAUUUAAAUGAAGAAUGGAUCACUAGUCUUAUCAGGAAACUAGAUGCUGAUUGUGAAGGGAAGACUACACUCGGCAAGGAUGAAGAGGAUGAAUUCUAUGAAUUAUCUGAAUGCAUCAGGUUAUUCUCCAGAAGAAAACGCAAAGGCAGUGAAUAUAACAUCAAACAUAAACAUGACUGCCUCGACCUUCUCUAUAAAAAAGCAUUGAUGAUGUGUAGUAAAGAAAAUCUUACUGCAUUCCUUUAUUUGCUAGUCAGUGUGGCAGGGGUCCAUGUAAACGGGGAAGUGGAUCCUAUAUGUGGCACGCAAGCUCUUCACCAUGCGGCCAUGCAUGGUAACCUGUCCAUAGCAAUGUCACUGGUCUGCUUUGGAUGUUCUAAAGAAGCAAGAGAUCAUGGCAGAAACACGCCUUCGCACUAUGCCUACAUGGCUGGCCAUAAGGAAGUUGCACAGUUUCUCGCAGAUGGCAUUGAAAAUGAGGUAAAUAACCGUAAGUUACGGCCACGUGACAUGCUUAAGCGUUACAACACCUAUCUUGACCAGCAAAGUCUCACUCUUGUAAGUAGUAUAAAAGAGGAACAAGAAAUAUUUAAUGACAGUAAAACACUGAUUGAACUUCAUCUUCACCAUCUUAGAGAGACAUGGGAAGCCAAAGGGGGUCUCAUCAAAACAGUUAUGGAUACUCAUGUGGACUUUACAAAGAACGAGUCUUUAGAAGUCAAACAAGCCAUCACAAAAGUAGCCGAAGACCUAAUUUCUGAAAUUGCCAAAGUCAAUAAGCUCUUUGAGGGAGACCUUGUCGGUGUAGGAAGUGCUGCAGAUGAUACUAGAAUAUUCUGCCCUGACGAAUAUGACUUCAAUCUUGUUUUAAGAAACAUAAGUGGUCACCCGGGAGGAGGGCUUAAAUUUGAGCUUCAGAAAUCCCCAGAAACGGAACUAGUUCAGAAACACAUAGAAUUAUCAGCUGAAAGUAGUGAACUCGAAAAUCUUAUGGAUGGAUCUAAUUUCACUGAUACAUUUUAUAACAUAGCAAAAGAUUGCUUGAAAAACUUGAGGAUUGGAGAUGAAAGGCUCAUCUUCAUCUCUCCUGGGAUCAAGAACACUCAGGUAGGCAUUAAUUUGUGCAUGGUAUGGAUGGGCCAAGAGUUCCCUCUCUUGAUGAUAGACGUGGAUAUAGUUCCAACAGUAGAAGCACCUUGGCCCCAACAGCACCCACGGCCCCCUCUCACUCCCUCAGACAUGAACACAGUUUAUCUCAGCAACACAACUAGGAAAGAAUGGAGAUUUUCCUUUGGUGUCGCCGAAAACCAGAUCAUGAAAAAACUGACUGAUCAUCAGAGAAGAGUGUUCUUAGGCUGUAAAUUGCUUUUGUCAUCACUAACGGUAUCAUGGUGGAUGCCAAAGGAGACCAAGAAACAGUUCACUUUCUGGGAUAAACGAGUGUUUCGACUUUCAGUUCCUGCAGGCUUUGCCUUGAAGAAUGUGUUUUUCGAAGAACUUCAGGAUGUGCAAAAUGCAAAUCUCUGGACAGAUGACCAUCUUUUGGAUAGAAUGAAGUCUGUCUUCAGCCGCAUGUGUGAAGAUCCGAGUGAUCCUGAAUGCCAAAUGCCACGCAAGGUGAUGGCCUAUUUUGGAGGCAACACCCAGCUCCCGUCAUUUGCACUCGGAGCCCCAGAUAUUCUUGUGUUCCUAAGGUCACUGGAUGCCUUACCACUCCAGCCCAGUUCUAAAGCGUGAUUGUGUUCAGAGAAAGUUGGUUUGAACGGUUUCCUUUUUAUUAGUAUUCGGUAUUUUUGUCUAAAGACUCUUUUUAUCAGAAGUUAUAAAUUUCUAUUAGAGGAGUACUAGAACUAUUCAUUUCAAAUGAUUGUUUAAGACUAGUUUAUUGAAAUGAAUGAUUAUAAUAUACAGGCAUGACACCAUCAGCAGCUUGAAACUCUAAUAGGAAAACAGGUAUAUAUUCAUUACUGUUUUUUCGUCUCUAUAUCAUACACAUUAUAAGUAUUUUUUUUUUUUUUUAAUGGCUAACAUGUCAGAUACAAGAAAGCAUAUUAUACUAUACGACGUUAUUUCAGAUAUUUAAGUCUUUUCAAAAAGCACAUGAAUAUGGUAAGUUAUGGCAAACAUUUGUGAAAAUAAUUAAUGAUAAUUAAUCUGACACAUUAUGAUAUGCUGAUCCGACAUAUAUAUAGCAAAGGAGAAAUACUGGACCCUCUGACCUUUCGCAUCGUUUGUUGGGGAGACUUUUUUCCUUGUUAUUGUUUUUGCCACCAUGAGCAAUGUGCAUUUUUAGUCAUACAAAGGCCUAGUUUUAUCAGUGUCACAAAUUAGGUAUCGUAAAAAUCCUGUAACAGAGGCUUGUGGAUUUAGCUCCCACGUCUGUUUUUUUUUUUUUUUCUCUCUUUCUUUUGAUAGCUUGCAAAUCUGUUUGAUCAUAGAAUUCUGCAGGCUUUUGGGCUGAAUACAAAGAUAUUUGUGAUUUAUUGUGAACUGCUCAUUGUGGCAGAUGAUAAAAGGCCUAUUGUCGGAACAGUAAAAUUUUAUGCCUUGAACAGUGGAGUUUCCUAAAUCAUAUCUUUUUACUAAUAUUUUUUAAUACCAGCCAUUCAUAAUGAUUGCAUUAUACUAAUACCAUUGUUACUGCUCACAGCUAAUUCAUUGUGAUUGAGAAAGUAUCCAUCUAUUUGAACCGAUGAUUCACCGAUGAUUCAUGGAAAUGACAGAUUGGGAUUUUUCUUCCACAAUGGUUUGUCUUUUUGAUUUUCACAACACAUCAUGCUGCUUGGGAUUUGCGACGUUCUAGCUUCGCCCGGGCCUUCCAAAUAUGGCCCGGCAAACGCACCAUCAAUUCUGAGCAUCGGUAAUCAGAACUGUGUUUAUCUGAAGGUAAGAGAAAGCCGGGAACCUUUGACUUUUACUAAUUGUUAUGUAAGAUUCAUAACAAUUAACCUUUCAUGUGUUUUCUUUCGCGAUUAUUGCAGAAAGAAUAAGCUUGAUCUCUCAUGAUUGUUUUCUUUUCUUUUGUGAUGAGAACAAUAAGCCUAACUUUGUGAUAAAUUGAUUGAUAUUAUAAAAUGCAUAUAAGUUUUUCUUUCCACUUGAGUUUUUUUUUUUUUUAAGAGAUAUUAAUUUUGUAAUGAUAACAAUAGUUUCCUAGAAAAUUAUAAAACAAUAAAUAUCUGUGGUUAAGUAUGUUUGUGUUCGUAUAUUGCGCAUGUAUGUCGUUGUGUAACAUGCCACUCUUACAUGUUUUACAGUUACAUAUUACAAAAUGUUUAAUUUUUGAGGUAAAUGUUCCUAUUUCCUACGUAUUUGUUACACACAAAAAGAUCGAUGAUAGGAAACAUGUUUACACACCCAGUCAGUUCACAGGCAAGUGCUGAAUGCGAAAAAUAUUUAUCACAAGGUAUACUCUGCAAAACCUUUAGGUAGAAAUAAAAGGAAUGAGAAUCGAGGGGCAUUUUUAGUGUCGUGAUCCGCGGCGCGUUUGUUUUCGAAACAUUAUUCUCAUUUUUUCACUGUCUGCAUAAUAAUGUCCCUUUCUUCAGUGAAUAUCAUAUAGAACAAUAAGCUCUGUUUCAGUAUUUUGCUGCUAGUUUUGGGACAGGAUUUGUUUAUACCAAGGAGGAUCGUUUGCAGACUCACACCCAAAUUGAUUGUGAUCACUUGGCAUGUUGUGCGCAUGUGUCUGUUUGCUCAGUUAGUGUAAUUUCAUGGUUAUUAUAAGUGAUCAUGUUAAGCCGUUUAGUACAAAAAGUGUUUUCAAUAUUUCAGUUGUGAAUAUGCAUGAAGGGGAUGGAGAUCAUUCUUACAAUGUAAGCCUUAUGGUAAUUUUUAUUUAUUUCAUUUUAUUCAGAAACUUGUUUUACUUUUACAAGGAAACCAAUUUAAAUAUGGUGUUGAUUACUGGUUAUUAUUCUGUGUAAAGGGAUUAUAUAACAUAUUUACCAUGAUGUAUAAAUUAAUUUGUAUACUGCGAUAUUGGGUUUAUAGUAAAUACCUUAUUAACAAGAUUAUAAAACACAGAUUAAGGAUGUAUAUUUACAGUUUUUUUUUUUUGUUCGUGGCAUACUGUAGGUGCUUUUAAUUCAUUGUAUUUACAUUCAUUUCUUGUUUCUAGUCUUUGUUUUUACGUAUAUUCAUGGAUUUGCUGACGCCAGGCGCCACGAUACUUUGCCUCACGUGCCCCCGAGGUUAAUCGGAGCGGCGCCAAGCUUAAGCAAGCCCCGUGACACCUGGGCCGUUUGAUACGCUCGCUGGGACGUGGAUAUUUACACUGAUUGUUUGUUUAUAAUAUUUGUAAAUAGGUAUAUGGUGUUGGUUAUAACCUCUUAUUAUACCCACAUUUUAAUGAAAGCGAGAACAUAAUUAGAUAAUGUGAUUAAUCCAAUCACGAAAUGCACCAUUUUAAACAAAAGAUCCUUUACAUUAUGUAUAACAGUCUUUGCAGGUCCUAGCCAUAUACAUGAAUAUUUAAUGUAUAGACUGAAAAAAGACAUCGAUAUUCACAUAAAUAUAUAAAAAAGUUGGGGUAAAUUUUCGAUUUUUAGGAUGCUUGGUAAAACAGCUACGAUACAUAAGCAUUUUCUUAAUGAUUGGUAAAAUAUCUGUGAUAUGAAACCAUUUUUUUUAUUUUGACUUUGGCACGCUGUCGUUGCCUAACUCUACCGAUAUCACCUUAGGGAAUACGUUUCGGGGUCAGGGAUUGGAAACAACAGAGACCAGACAAUUCACACGAAAAGGAAAUGAAUCUCAGACCAUCAAGACUACUCACACACAACAUCAUAUAUAUAUUAAAGCUGACAUUCUUUUAAACAAUUGAUAUCACCGUCUAUUCUAUCAAUAAGUUUGUGUGUGUACAUGAGAAUCAUAAUGACAGCGUGUUUUCUGCAGUAAGUUGGACUUCCAAGAUAAAAAACUAUUCAGAUGGAUGACGUGUUAUCUUAUCUGUAUUAUAUUGUGAACUUCAUUUAUUUAAUUUGUACCUGUAAAUGACCUGCUUUAUUUUCAUCUGUUUUUACAGAUAUAUAGGUAAUUGCUCAUAAAACAUUCUGAGCUUUGGUGAUUUAUAAAUAAAAUGUAUUAAAGGUGAUUAUAUUCUUCA
Messenger RNA from Penaeus chinensis, 7444 nucleotides. RefSeq lists its product as uncharacterized. The coding region runs from base 193 to 4077 and encodes 1294 amino acids. The transcript is spliced from 8 exons. Gene Ontology annotation, molecular function: protein binding. NCBI's taxonomy places the organism in Eukaryota, Metazoa, Arthropoda, Malacostraca, Decapoda, Penaeidae. The record is from RefSeq and is a predicted model, not a curated record.